This is a messenger RNA of Pezoporus occidentalis (night parrot), 2265 nucleotides long. It is a transcript of the gene IPP, whose product is annotated as intracisternal A particle-promoted polypeptide. Gene Ontology annotation, molecular function: actin binding. Lineage: Eukaryota; Metazoa; Chordata; Aves; Psittaciformes; Psittacidae. The transcript is spliced from 8 exons. The record is from RefSeq and is a predicted model, not a curated record. Bases 32 to 1801 code for a protein of 589 amino acids.
GGAGGGGGCUCCCGGCACCUCAGGGACCGUGAUGGCGAGCGCCGCGGCGGCGAAGGGCGGCGGGAGUUCUGUAAGUUCCGUAAGCUCCGUCUCUGAUCGGCACGCCCGCCUCCUCCUGGCCCAGAUCAACCGGCUGCGGGCCGGACAGAGCUUCUGCGACGUGCGGCUCGAGGUGGGCCCGGAGGCGUUCGCUGUGCACCGCCUGGUGCUGGCGGCCAGCAGCCCCUACUUCGCGGCGCUCUUCGCGGGUGGCAUGAAGGAGUCCGGCCGGGAUGUGGUGCGGAUCGCGGGGAUCGAGGCGGACACCUUCCACACGCUCCUUGACUUCAUCUACACAGGGGUGGUGAACAUCGGGGAGCACAACGUUCAGGAGCUGAUCGUCGCUGCUGACAUGCUGCAGCUCACCGAGGUGGUGGAGCUCUGCUGCGAGUUCCUGAAGGGGCAGAUCGACCCGCUGAACUGCAUCGGUUUCUUCCAGUUCUCCGAGCAGGUAGCCUGUCACGACUUGAUGGAGUUCACUGAGAGUUACAUCCAUGCACACUUCCUGGAGGUGCAGAGCGGGGAGGAGUUCCUGGCGCUGACAAAAGAGCAGCUGAUUAAGAUCCUGCGAAGUGAGGACCUGAGCAUCGAGGACGAGUACCAAGUUUUCAUAGCGGCAAUGCAAUGGAUUUUGAAGGAUGUGGGAAAAAGAAAGAAAUACGUCGUAGAAGUACUGGAACCUGUUCGAUUCCCUCUGCUACCAGCACAAAGGUUAUUAAAAUACAUAGAAAGUAUUCCAGAUUUCAGCCUUCGGGUGGCCCUGCAAACCCUGCUGAAAGAAUAUUGUGAAGUCUGUAAAUCUCCCAAAGAAAACAAGGUCAGCAGUUUUCUGCAAGCUUCUAAAGGUCGUCCCCGGAGGAAAGCCAGGAAGUACCUUUAUGCAGUAGGUGGGUACACCCGACUGCAGGGAGGACGCUGGAGUGACAGUAGAGCCCUCAGCUGUGUGGAGCGAUUCGACACCUUCAGCCACUACUGGACCACAGUGUCAUCUCUCCACCAGGCCCGGAGUGGGCUCGGUGUGGCUGUGGUGGGAGGAAUGGUCUAUGCCAUUGGAGGUGAGAAGGACUCAAUGAUUUUUGACUGUACUGAAUGUUACGAUCCUGUUACUAAGCAGUGGACCACUGUGGCUUCCAUGAACCACCCUCGUUGUGGACUGGGAGUGUGCACAUGCUAUGGUGCUAUCUAUGCUUUGGGAGGUUGGGUUGGAGCAGAGAUUGGCAACACAAUUGAAAGAUUUGAUCCAGAAGAAAAUAGUUGGGAUGUGGUGGGAAGCAUGGCUAUGCCCCGUUACUGCUUUGGCUGUUGUGAAAUGCAAGGUUUGAUCUAUGUUGUUGGUGGUAUCAGCAAUGAAGGAGUAGAGCUACGUUCUGUUGAAGUCUACGACCCAAUAUCUAAACGUUGGUCUGAGCUUGCUCCAAUGGGCACCCGAAGAGCGUAUCUUGGUGUAGCUGCUCUCAAUGAUUGUAUCUAUGCUGUGGGAGGCUGGAAUGAAGCUCAGGAUGCACUUGCUACUGUGGAGAAGUACUCCUUUGAAGAGGAAAAGUGGAUUGAAGUUGCGUCGAUGAAGAUACCGAGAGCUGGUGUCUGUGUUGUGGCUGUGAAUGGAUUUCUUUAUGCCUCAGGAGGCCGAGCUCCCAGUCAUGAUUUUGCUGCGCCAGUAACCUCUGACUCUGUUGAAGUUUAUAAUCCUCAUACGGACAGUUGGACUGAAAUCGCCAACAUGAUCACCAGCCGCUGUGAAGGAGGUGUAGCUGUGCUGUAAAACACAACAAAGAAAACUUAUGCAAGGAAUGAGUAAAUCUGCCUCCUCAGAUUUCUGGUUUCAUUGGUCAGAAACGUAACACAGGAGCUUCAGUAGAGACAGUGGAGAAUUGGGUCAGAGGGCUUUUCCUGAGCAGAAGGAAAUAUUACAACUCUUGCCCUUCAAAGUAAAUUGGCUUAUCUGAUGUCUGUCUCAGGGGGUAUCCUGUUAAGAGUAGAAAUGGCUCUGACUCCAUUUAGCUUACUGAAAUAGGUGGUGAAUAUGUCCUGUAAGAAUCUGAAGAAAUCAUUCCAGCAUGUUAGGGGCAGCAAUCAGAUUGUUAACUCUGUAAGGUGCACCAAAGCUAACAUCUUUAGCUGCUUUUACAAUCUGGAAGGAGAUUACUGUAGAUAGCUAGAAGUUACCUGUGGAUAAGAGCAGUUGGGCUACUUGGUUAGCAUUAGUUGUCCUUUUCUGAUGGGGGG